Molecule: messenger RNA, 1451 nt
Organism: Mauremys mutica (yellowpond turtle)
Lineage: Eukaryota; Metazoa; Chordata; Testudines; Geoemydidae
Gene: LKAAEAR1
Product: LKAAEAR motif containing 1
Exons: 4
Coding region: 146-646 (166 amino acids)
Source: RefSeq, a predicted model, not a curated record
GCGGGGGGCGGGGCGGAGCCGCUUGGCCGGGUUGCCCGGUAGCGCCGUGUCCAUGGCAACGUUUGUAAAGCCCGCGAGGGGGAGGCGGGGCCGGGCCCUGACGGGAAGAGGAGACGCGACGGGAGGGUCUUAACCUAGAAUAAAGAUGACUGCAAGAGAAACAACUAUGCACAAAGGGACAAUUAUUCCUAAAUCCCGGAAAAGUUUACUUUCAUUUGAUGUAAAUGCAGUGUCUCCACAGCAAAAAGAGAGGUAUCUGGCAUUUGCUGAGCCCACUGAGGAACCAGUGAAAUCCAUGCUGGCUUCAGACAUUUUUAUGAUGGAUAAAAUUUCACACGACCAUUCCAUGUGUGAAAGAGAUGCAGAGCAAAAGAAGCAGGCCAGGGUCAUUGGGCUGCUCAAGGCUGCAGAAGCCCGGAACCGCCUUCGAAACGUGAGACUCCGAUUUCAGAACUUGAGAGCUCAGGAAAUAAACCAUCUGAUAUCCUGCCAGAAAACUGCCAGAGGCGCUGUGAGACUGGAGGUGUUUCUCCCACCCCGAAAGAACAUUCAGAAACUAGCAGAUAACUUGGACAGAGUUCAGAGGAGUAGAGUUGAAGCGAUACUAGAAGAUGAAAAUGGUGAAAUAUUCAUUAGAAGAACCUGAAACCUUGGAGGAGCUAGUUAGAAUAAAGUACCAUAGUGCCUGAACUGGGAGUGAGCCCCUAGGAGAUCUACAUGUUGUCUCAGCUACUGAUAAUUACUGUUCAAUAAACCACACCAGUUUCUUCUCAUGGGCAUCCAAAGACGUGCAACAUUUAAACUGUGAUGGGCAGAUCCACAGAACUUACCCAGAAACUGCUAAAGGAAUGGAAGAUUCAGUAUGGUGGGCCAGAUUCUAACUUCUCUUACACAGUUAUAAAUCCAGAAUUACUCGAUUGACUUCACACUGCUUACUCUGGUUUUACCCCAGCAUUUCUGAGGUCAAAAUUUGACCCAGCGGCCUUCCUCAGUAAGGUACUCACUUGAUUUGUUGGAAAUAGGGACCUUUUGGUGUUAAGCCAAAUUGUAUGGAUAACAAUGACUUUCAGCCUUUACGGUACAUGAGUGAGAAACCUCAGUGCCAUUGCCAGCCUUUUCUUGUGGUGAGUCCUUGGCCUUGUAAUUUUAAAACUGUGAAGUAAUGAAAUGCUGCUUUCUUCUAUAGUCGUGCCUGUAAUGUCCUUUAGCCUGUUGCCUCCACAACUGAUAGACAGCAGGACACCCCUGCAUGUUUUGAGGUGUGUCAAAUAUCACCCUGUGAAAACCCUGCAAUAAAGGUAACAAUGGAUGCAACAAAGGAGAUGUGAUUUCAUUAUUACUGCUAUAGACUGAGAUCCAUCUGUGAAAAGUGACGCUACCUUCGAAAAGUCCUCAUUUCAAUAGAAGUGAAGGAAUGAAAAGACUGCAGUUAGUAACAUUUACUAUCAAAC